Messenger RNA from Verticillium alfalfae VaMs.102, 815 nucleotides. RefSeq lists its product with no specific name. Lineage: Eukaryota; Fungi; Ascomycota; Sordariomycetes; Glomerellales; Plectosphaerellaceae. The record is from RefSeq and is a predicted model, not a curated record. The coding region runs from base 207 to 413 and encodes 68 amino acids. The transcript has 3 exons.
CACUCCGUCACCCUCGCGCUCACCCACCUUUCCUUCGGCUUCCCACCAUUACCACCAACCCCUGAAGAGCCAGCCAGAUAACACAUCUCACUCACCAGGCGAAUACUCGGGGAAAGUCCCGUACCCAACGUGCCCAAGACAAACAGAGAGAAGAAGAAGAAGAAAAAGAAGAAAGAUAGGCUCAGCGAAACAUCACUAAGAAAGCAAUGGCCCGUGGUAACCAGCGCGACAAGGCCCGUGAGGCGAACCUGAAGAAGCAGGCUGCCAUGAAAUCCGGCAACAGCCAAAGCGGCACCGAGCUCCAGCGCUCCCGUGAGAGCGCAGCUGAGAUUAUGCGCCAGAAGCAGGCUGCCGCCGAGGCACGCAAGGCCACUGGCGAGGACAAGCCUGCCAAGGACAAGGGCAAGAAAUAAAUGGCCUGAGCAGGAUAGAGGCGCGACGAAGCGAGACAGAGAGGUAGGGCCAGGGUGGCGGGCGCGGGUUGAUGGGAUGCGGUUGCCGCAUGAGGAGGACGGAUGCAGCCCCCAGGCCAAAUAGCAGUCACACUCGUUGUGACGAAAUGAAAUGCUGACCACCAAGACUCCCUCUGCCUCCUCAAUUUCCUCCCUCGUUUGUUCGCUGACAUCGCAUUUUCCUGUUUCUUCAGAGUCGGCGUCAACGCCCAUAGACCACUCCUAAACCUCUCACAACGUCUUGCAGAUGGCUUUCGAGGUGUGCCCAGCAAGCGCCCCCAACAUCGAUCUCGCAGACACGCUCACAUGCAAUCACGUCACGCGCAAGCAGUUACAGUCAUGAUCAAAUCCUAUUAAUUUGGA